AAAUUCAAGAAUCAGCAGCACAGUCUCUGUUUACUCUUGUACAAGUCCACCGUCUGAAUCAAGAAAAUGGAAGAAGAUGAAUUUCAACGCCUCCUUAAUCUCUUCCCCCUUGUCCGACCCAGCAAUUAUCAUAUUGAUUUAGACCCAUCAAAGCAAUCAACUUCUAAACCACCACUUAAUCAGGUGAAGAAGUGGGAGGAUGCUUUGGAGGAGCCACCCGAAAAAGGGGAGUCUAGUAAUAACAGAAGGGAAAUUCAGACUCAGCCUGGUGAUUCAAGUGAAACAUUCUGGGAGAAGCUAAGGGUAGCAGCUGAGAGUAAGGUCGGUGCCGCCGAGGCCAAGAAAUUUUGCAAUGCUUUUCAACAAGUUCACAAGCGACUGGUAUACGAAGAGCUGAGCUCGGAUGGUGCUCGCAGGUUUAUAAACUCAACAGAGAGGUCGAAAGAGCAAUUUUCUUCCUAGAUGUUCAUUUUAUUGUUAUGCUUGUUUUUGCUUAGCUAAAAAAAAUUCCUAAUCUAAACCUUAGAAACCUGAUAUUGAUCAUUGAUUUGGUUGGUCUUUUACUCUUGAAAUCAGUAGAUUCUCUUUCAUUUCCCUUUUACAAGUGAAAUCCAUUAA
Messenger RNA from Mercurialis annua (annual mercury), 618 nucleotides. RefSeq lists its product as uncharacterized. The record is from RefSeq and is a predicted model, not a curated record. NCBI's taxonomy places the organism in Eukaryota, Viridiplantae, Streptophyta, Magnoliopsida, Malpighiales, Euphorbiaceae. Bases 67 to 462 code for a protein of 131 amino acids. The transcript is spliced from 6 exons.